GUGAACCUUCAUCAAUUAAUCAUAAUGGCUUCAACUAGCCUUUAUACUUUGGCUUCUUCACUUGUACUAAUCCUUUCUAUUUUUGUUUCAAUCCAUUUUCAAGUAACAAAAGCUCAAGGUACUCAACCAAUUGUGAAAGGUCUUUCAUGGACUUUUUAUGACUCCAUUUGUCCCAAUGCUGAAUCCAUCAUCAGGAGCCGACUCCAGAAUGUUUUCCGGCAGGAUAUCGGUCAGGCCGCCGGCCUUCUUCGUCUUCACUUCCAUGAUUGCUUUGUUCAGGGUUGUGAUGGAUCAGUACUAUUAGAUGGUUCAGCCAGUGGACCAAGUGAGAAAGAUGCACCCCCCAACUUGAGUUUAAGACAGCAGGCUUUUCGGAUCAUCGAAGACCUUCGCCGCCGUGUCCACCGGGACUGCGGUAGAGUCGUUUCUUGUGCUGAUAUUACUGCUAUUGCUGCUCGUGACUCUGUUUUCUUUUCGGGUGGCCCGGACUAUGAUCUACCAUUAGGAAGAAGAGAUGGACUCAAUUUUGCAACAUUAAAUGAAACCCUAGCCAAUCUUCCACCACCUUCAUUCAAUACAAGUUUAAUUCUAGCUUCACUUGCUACUAAAAACUUCACCCCAACAGAUGUUGUUACACUUUCUGGUGGUCACACCAUUGGUAUUAGUCAUUGUACUUCUUUCACAGAGAGACUUUACCCUAAUCAAGAUUCAUCCAUGGAUAAAACCUUUGCCAAAAACCUUAAAAUAACAUGUCCCACUACAAACUCCACGAACACUACUGUCCUAGACAUACGAUCACCUAACAAGUUCGAUAACAAGUACUACGUUGAUCUCAUGAAUCGACAAGGGCUUUUCACAUCGGAUCAAGAUUUGUAUACGGAUAGAAGGACUCGAGGGAUUGUUACGAGUUUUGCUAUCAAUGAGUCUCUUUUCUUUCAGGAAUUUGUGAAUUCCAUGAUCAAGAUGGGACAAUUGAAUGUGUUGACUGGAACACAAGGUCAAAUUAGGGCAAAUUGUUCGGUCAGGAAUUCAAAUAAUUAUAAUUUGAUACUUCCUUCUUCUCUUGGAGAUCAAGAGAAACAAGGAACUUGGUCAGAAAUAUAGCCCUUUUGUGGUUAUUUCUACAUAUGUUUGUUGUGUUUUUGGAGCAAAAUAUAAGGGUGGUGGGCCGUUGUAGUUAUCGUAGCUUAUGGCUAUAGCAAUAGAAAGGCCCCAUCGAAAAGCUAAUAAUUUUAUGUGUACGUCUUCUUGUUUAAGUAUGUGUGGACACAUAAGUGUUUUGUUUGAA
Molecule: messenger RNA, 1288 nt
Organism: Solanum verrucosum
Lineage: Eukaryota; Viridiplantae; Streptophyta; Magnoliopsida; Solanales; Solanaceae
Product: peroxidase 12-like
Exons: 3
Coding region: 25-1104 (359 amino acids)
Biological process (GO): response to oxidative stress; hydrogen peroxide catabolic process
Cellular component (GO): plasmodesma; plant-type cell wall
Molecular function (GO): heme binding; peroxidase activity
Source: RefSeq, a predicted model, not a curated record